This is a messenger RNA of Closterium sp. Yama58-4, 1770 nucleotides long. The record is from the annotation of a GenBank genome assembly. NCBI's taxonomy places the organism in Eukaryota, Viridiplantae, Streptophyta, Zygnematophyceae, Desmidiales, Closteriaceae.
AUGAGCAACCCGCUCCCAGACCCCACGUUCCGCGAGCAGGACGAGGAGGGGGAGGAGGAGGGCGGGUGGGGCGCUCUCAUGAAGGAAGGAGCAGCAGCAGCAGCAGCAGCAGCAGCAGCAGCAGCAGCUGGUGAUAGUGACGGUGAAGGUGCUGAGGGUGGUGGUGCUGUUGCGGCUGGUGCAGGCACUGAUGGUGCGAAUAAGGGUAACGCUGCUGCUGCUGCGGCUAGUGCAAGCAGGCCCAGUAUCAACCCGUUAUCAGCAGACUCGAUUCCAGCAGAGGCCAACGCGACUUUCCUGCGCCUGCUACAGCAGCAGGGCGACUAUGCUUGCACCCUGUGGGUGCGCAACGUGUGCUAUGCGUUCAACCCGCUCUUCCACUCAGUCCCCGUCGCCAACCACGAGAUCAAAAAAAUCAUGCUGCGCGAGCGAAUCACGGACCGCCACGUGGGCGUGUGGUACUGGAAGGACCCCAGAUACGACCUGUCCCGGUUGAACCUGUCUGAGAACAUCUGCACGGGGAGGGCCGGGCUGGCACCACUGAGAAAGGAGCACUUCUCAAGUGCGGACGUGCGGGAUUUGCCUGAGUUGAGUGGGCGUGUGGGGCCGUUUGUGCAUGCCAGUGAUGCUGAGCUCUUCUUCCUGCACGGCCGCCCGCCUGCUGACCCCCUCCCUGCUGCUGCUGGCACCACCACGGAGCAACCAGAGCAGUGGCGGGGCGUGGGCGUGGUGUCGCUGAGGGACGGGCACCUGGGGCACUUGGUGGAGUUCAUUGGCGCCAUGACUGAGUUGGCCAGACACCUGCCCACUGGCGCCAGGGACACAGAGCCAGUGCUCUUCUUCCCAAGUGGUGCGGGAAUAUCAAGGUGGGUGGCAGCAGCUGGCGCCGUUGCCAUGCGCGGCCCUCAGGCCAUGCGGGACUAUCAGGGCAUGAGAGCCCCGCAAGCCUUGCGGGAGCAUCAAGGCAUGAAAGACCACGCAGGCAUGCGAGGGCUGAAGGGCACGCGACAGCAGAGGAAGCAGAGGGGGGAGGUAGACGCAGCAGGGGAAGCCGGCGCAGCAGGGGCGACAGGGGCAGAAGCAGCAACAGCAGCAGGCGAAGCACUGGCAGCACCAGAAUCACCCCCACCACCAGCAGUGGAGGCGGGGCGGGUGUGGACCCACACGACGUGCUUCCAGGACGCCUUCUUCCCGCUCUCCAUCGCCCACGCGCCCUCCUCUGCUGACCUCUUCCGCCUCUGGGUGGCGCAGGGCGCUGGGCUUGGCAAGACCCUUAAAGCCCAGCAGGCCGAUCCAAGGAUUUGGACGGAUGAGAUUGAACGGGCCAUGCCAUUCGCCGCCCAGGUGCGGGCGAUGCACCGGACGGCGUUGCUUGUCUCGAUGCACGGGGCGUCCAUGGCCAAUGUGGUGCUGCUGCAGAAAGGGGCGGCAGCACUCGAGAUCAUGCCGUACAUGUGGCACUAUGGCGCGUACAAGCGCAUAGCGCUGCGGUGGGGAGUGCACUACUUCAUGUGGCGCAACGAGCAUCGCAACCUCUCCACCUACAUCGACAACUGCUUGGACGCCAACGGCUUCAGCCAAUGGCAGCCCGCCAAGUGUCACACGGUCACGGCUUGCAGGGCGUGCAUUCGAGAUAAGGUGGUCACGGAGGUACAUCUGGGGGAGCUAAGAUCCGCUCUGCUUGCUGCCAAAGAGGUGGUUGACCAAUGGGAGCUUAGGAGGGGACGAUCCUGUGUAGAGCUCUCGGAUGCCUUGUCUGCAGAUGGGUAG